Lathyrus oleraceus (garden pea) is the source of this 2581-nucleotide messenger RNA. Its product is annotated as pentatricopeptide repeat-containing protein At2g42920, chloroplastic. Gene Ontology annotation, molecular function: RNA binding; protein binding. NCBI's taxonomy places the organism in Eukaryota, Viridiplantae, Streptophyta, Magnoliopsida, Fabales, Fabaceae. The transcript has 2 exons. The coding region runs from base 161 to 1768 and encodes 535 amino acids. The record is from RefSeq and is a predicted model, not a curated record. Gene Ontology annotation, biological process: RNA modification.
AUAACCCACACCAAGAUUUUAAAAAAGCAGCCGCGUAAAGUUUUCCAUUAUCCACCACAGAAAGUGGGGGUGCAGAUAACGCAAUUAGUCAAUGACACUUAUACUUACAGAUUCCUCAUGUUAGCUCUUCACUGUUUUCCAACCAAGUACCACAAAAACAAUGUUACCUCAUUGUUCUGCCCUUUCUCAAUCACCACCACCUUCAAUAUCCAAAUUUCUCUCUGACCACCCAUGUCUCACCAUGCUUCAAAACCCCUCCACCACCAUCAAAGACUUCCACCAAAUAUACCCCCACAUCAUCAAAACCGGCAUUACUCAUAACUCAAUUGCUUCCACACGUGUCCUCUCCUUCUGUGCAUCUCCAUCUGGCAACAUUAACUAUGCCUACAAACUGUUCACCAGAAUGCCUAACCCAAAUCUUUAUUCUUGGAACACCAUUAUAAGAGCCUUUUCAAGAACCUCAACCCCACAGUUUGCUAUAUCACUUUUUGUUGACAUGUUGUAUUCUGAAAUUCAGCCUCAACAUUUGACUUACCCUUCUGUUUUCAAAGCAUAUGCUCAAUUGGGUGAUGCUCAUCAUGGAUCUCAGCUUCAUGGUAUGGUUGUGAAAUUGGGUCUUCAGAAAGACCAAUUUAUUCAUAAUACUAUCAUUCAUAUGUAUGCUAAUAGUGGACUUUUGGCUGAAGCUAAAAGAGGUUUUGAUGAAAGAGCUGAACUUGAUGAUGUUGUGGCUUUCAAUUCAAUGAUUAUGGGUUAUGCUAAGUGUGGUGAGAUUGAUGAAUCUAGGAAGCUUUUUGAUACUAUGUCUACAAGAAGAACUUCAGUUACUUGGAAUUCUAUGAUUAGUGGAUAUGUUAGGAACAGGAAGUUAAUGGAGGCAUUAGAUCUUUUCUAUAACAUGCAAGAGGAGGGGAUUGAACCAAGUGAGUUUACAAUGGUUAGCUUGUUAAAUGCUUGUGCUCACUUGGGAGCACUUCAACAUGGGAAAUGGGUUCAUGAUUAUAUAAAAAGGAAUCAUUUUGAGUUGAAUGUUAUUGUUGUCACAGCAAUAAUUGACAUGUACUGCAAGUGUGGGUCUAUUGAUAAUGCUGUUGAAGUGUUUGAGAAAUGCCAUAGGAGAGGGUUAUCAUGUUGGAAUUCUAUUAUAAUUGGGUUAGCCAUGAAUGGUCGUGAAAGAGAAUCAACUGAGUUGUUCUCUAAGCUUGAAUCUUCAAAGCUAUUGAAGCCGGAUUCUGUAAGUUUCAUUGGUGUUUUAACCGCUUGUAAACAUUUAGGAGCAGUUGACAAAGGAAAGGACUAUUUUGAAUUGAUGAUGAAUAGUUAUAAAAUUGAACCAUCUAUAAAACACUACACUUGCAUGGUUGAUGUGCUAGGUCAAGCCGGACUCCUAGAAGAAGCAGAGGAACUUAUAAAUGCUAUGCCUAUAGAACCAGAUGCCAUUAUAUGGGGAUCUUUGCUCUCGUCUUGCAGGAAGCAUGGGAAUGUACAUAUUGCAAAACGGGCUGCACAAAGAGUUUAUGAGUUAAAUCCAAAUGAUGCGAGUGGUUAUGUACUCAUGUCUAAUGUUCAUGCUGCAUCCAACAAAUUCGAAGAGGCAAUGAAGCAAAGGCUUUUGAUGAAGGAAAACUCGACAGAGAAAGAACCAGGGUGCAGUUCAAUUGAAUUAUAUGGAGAAGUUCAUGAGUUUCUAGCUGGGGGAAGGCUGCAUCAUAAGACCCAAGAGAUCUACCACUUACUGAAUGACCCCAGUUUUGCAUUUCAAGAUUGAUUAUCGGUUUUUGACAAGUUUCGCCCUGGCGCCCAAGAGUAUAUCUCAGGAGGCAUUGCACUAUUCAUGAGGAGGUUCUGCGGCAUUGCAUAUAAGUCAGAGAUAUCAAGAUGAUGUUGUGCGCGCCCAUUUUGGUAAUGCUGAUUCUGCAUUGCAGCAGCAAGUUCAUCGUCUUCCAGCGGCAGACGAUCGAAAGUAGCAUGCAUGAACGAUGCAGCCAUGAUGACAACAGGUCCUGAAGCAAUCAAAGCACCGACUACAGCACCUCCAACAACUUGUCCUUGAGCACCUGCUAAGUAAAUCGUCAAGCCAGUGAUUCCCGGGGGUGCGGGCGGGGGAAGAAUCGACCCCAACAACGAGAGAAUCUCAAAUCGACCAUGAAGGGUAACAAUUGCACCAGAAGAAGCUGGUUGGCGCAAUGUUACAUUCGUUACACAACCAGUGCCAUUAAGUAUACAAAGACCGCGUUGCUUUCUCCUUGCAAAGUUCAACAAGCUCUCAUUCACAUCACACCCGGAACUCACUUCCAUCGCAUGAGCUUUCAGUGCAUUAGCACUAUCUCUCGUGACAAUAAUCGGCGGCUUUGGCUUGUUUUUCGAUCCAGCCGGCCGGCCACGAGGCCGCUUUAAUGUUUCCCCCUCGGCCGCAGAAGAAACUGGCGAAACCGAUUUUGGAACUUUAGGAGAUAUAAGACUAACAUCAAUACCAUUACCAGACAUAUUGUUCUGGUUACCACUGUCUUGCUCUUGCUUGUGUUCCAUUUCACCAAACAUAAGAUAGCUUUUGAAUAAAAGAGUAGUAACAAAGAGUAAA